CUCUCUCUCUGUGCGCGCUCGCUCUUGUGCGCGGGCACGUGUCUGUGUGUACGUGCUGGCAGACGUGCAGUGAUGGCGGACACAAUAGUUUCCUCAUUCCUCUGAUCUCCGACCGCAGAGCGGAGAGAUAACCGAACAAUACCCGGGUUUCUGUGGCUGUCCGCGGCGGAGCUCUGCGUGGUUUCCCGGUCUUUCAGCGGUGUUUUCCGGAUCUUUUUGCGGUGUUUUUCCAUCUCUGAGUCAGAAACAUGAGGAUGCAGUCGGCCGAGGUGUCGGUGGCUACCGGGCUGAAGCAGUGCCGGCACGCCCAGGACCAGCUGGAGGACGCCAUCACCAUGGUGAUGAAGGCCGAGACACAGCUGAGAGAAAACGCCAGAGAGGUGCGUUUGGAUCUUCAGAGCAGUGUGAGUCGUCAGCAGGAGGCUCUGCGCUGCCGAGAGGUCUGGCUGCUCGGACAGAUCGAGCUGCUGGAGCAACUCAAGACAGAAACUCUGCAGCAGCAGCUGCACCAACUGCACCGGCUGCGAGGCCAGUUCGACGUUCUCUUCCUGCAGCUGCAGAACGCCUCCAACAGCAACGACCUGAACAACCAGCUGACCAGCUGCAUGGAGAAGUUGUCCUCUCUAAGUCUGACGCCGGAGGAAACGCCUGAGAUGAGUUUCCACGCUGACUCUCGCUCUCUGAAGCAGGCCAUCACCUCGUUUGGUAGCAUCACAGCUCAGCUGGUGGAGGGCGUGUCCUCUCAGAGCCCCGCCCCCCAGAGAGGUCAGGUCAGCUGUCCAAUCACGGCUAAGAAACAGAAGAUGGAGGCAGCCGCUCUGUGUGACUGGCUGCUGGGAACUCCUCAAGCAAGCAGCGCUCCUAUUGGCUACCAGCCCAGCAAGAACCCUCAGGAUUGGUUGAUGGCACACAAGGAGAGCAAGACUUCCUGUCCCGCCCUGGCUUCGGUGGACUUCCUGCAGGCCUGGGGUCAGCUGAGAGACCUGGAGGCGUGGCUUCAGACGGGCGCCGCCGGCAGCCGCGAGCGAGCCGACAGCAGCUGCAGCUCCGACUUCUCCAUCGAGAAGAUCGACGAAUCGGAGCUCACCGUCGAGGAGGAGGAGGAGGAGGAGGAAGAAGAAGAUCUAAAUGGCUGGCUCAUCACCCCGGCCACUGUCUCCAUGGAGACUGUGUCAGACGGCGAGCGGUGGCGUGACGUGUUGAAGCCGUUCCAGGCUGGCUGGGAGGCCAGCGAUUGGCUGUGUGCGGCGCCGCGGCCGGCCGACUGCUCCGCCUGCUGCCAGACGGCCGCUGCCUCCACGCCGCUGGAGAUAGAGAACCUGGGACUGCUCAAGUGCCUCAAGACACCACCGGCGCCCUCCAGCCCGGCCUCCUCUGGCGCCCCUGCGGCGGGGACUCUGGAGUCGUGGCUGCAGCAGGCGGCGCCGCUGCAGACGACCUGCAGAGCCAAUGAGGUCUGCUCGUCAUACGCCGACUGCGUCUGCGAGCAGAACUGCGGGAAGGAAGCUCUGAGCCUCUGGCUGCUCCGGCAGGACGGGCGGGACAAGAACGGCGUCCCGGUAGCCAACAACGCCACGCCACCCAGCGCCAAGAACGUCCCGCCCACUCUGCACCACAGGGAGCAGGAACAGAAGGUUCAGGCCAUCCUGGAGGCCUGGCUGCACCCCCCCACACCCUCCUCUGGGUCUGGGGAGGAGAAGGCCGCCAGGGAGGAGACUCUGUUCCAGACUCCUCUGGAUCCAGAUCUCUGGGUGGUCCCGGGACAGACGCCCCCCAGCCCUGCAGACACACACGAGGACAAAUGGCUGCUGAGGAAGAGGAGUCAGGCUCAGGAGCGUCUGUCUGUGUGUGAGCUGUUCUCCUGUAUGAAGCUGAGUGGAGACAAAGACAAAUGGCUCCAAAACACCUCUCAACAGAUGUGACGAUGACGAUGCUGCUGCCUCUUCUUCUUCUUCUUCUUCUUCUUCUUCUCUCGUCUGGGAGUCACUUUAUCGCUGAUCAGCGCACACGAAUGCAACCAUCGAGCCGCCGCCGCCUUCCUGUGACAUCAUCAUGACGCCGCUCUCCUCCAAUCAGGAGCCAGAUCACCGCCUCCAUCUGAGAAACUAAGAUUUAUUGUUUUUAUUGUCUGAUUUCAGCUUGUUUGUUUGUUUUGAUCGAGAAAAUGUGAUUUUAGACUUUGAGUUCCAGCCUGAAGGGUGCUAAAGGUGCUAAAGGGGCGGGGCUAGAUGGGCUAAAGGGGGCGGGGCUAGAUGUGCUAAAGGGGGCGGGGCUAAAGUCGCCUUUAUUUUAAUCCAGCAUGUUUUUAUGAUUUAAUUUUUUAACACAAUCUCUGUUCCUUUUUCUUUUGUUCUUAUUUUACUGUGAAAGGGCAGAGAUCCACUUCCUGUGGCCCAGACUGCAGGCUGCUUUCUUCUGACACUGCGUUCUGCACACGCUCAGUAGGGUUCCUUUCCCUCGCCGCGUUCUGCACACGCUCAGUAGGGUUUCUUUCUCUCCGACACUUAACAAACACAACGCACUUUAAAGUAUCUCAAUCUCUCGGAUUAAUAACGGAGUUAUAGCUGCAGAACAGAGUACUAACAGGUAUUAAUGUGUGUAUUAAUACCUUAUUAGCUCUAUUAAUGUGUGUAUUAAUACCUUAUUAGCUCUAUUAAUGUGGUUAUUAAUACCUUAUUAGCUCUAUUAAUAGAUCUAUUAACAGAUGUGUGUCUGACUCCCACAGUUCAUGCACGUGGGCCAGUUUUAUUAUCAAUAUUAAUGUGAAGAUUAUUACAUAACGUGAACACUGUGGGAGGAAACCUGCAGCUGUUGGAUCUUUCAAAAUAAAAGCUUCUGGACUUUAUGUUUCGGUGGCUAGAUGGGAAACUGCUACGGGCGCAAGUGACGCAAAAUCUCCCAAAAUCUCCCAGAAUAUAAUAAUAUUUAAACACGUGGUGGUUCCUCGGGAAGGUUUUAAUCCCAACAACCAUCUUUUUAUUAAUUUAGCUGUUGGUUUUGAUAUAAAAAGACGACUUUUUCUCACAUUUUCUGACUUUAUUCUCAAAAUCUUCCAACUUUUUCUCACAUUUUCUGACAUUAUUCUGAAAAUCUUCCAACUUUUUCUCGCAUUUUGCGUCUUUCUUCUCCUAAUUUAACCCCAAACCUUAAAGUCACUUCGCUCAGAGGACGCAGGAGUUCCAACUCUGAUCAAAAGUCUGAAUAAUUUCAGAGUAAAGGUCGUAAUAUU
Perca fluviatilis (European perch) is the source of this 3229-nucleotide messenger RNA. RefSeq names its product nuclear receptor coactivator 4 (gene ncoa4). The transcript has 12 exons. Bases 249 to 1922 code for a protein of 557 amino acids. Gene Ontology annotation, biological process: intracellular iron ion homeostasis; response to hormone. Gene Ontology annotation, molecular function: transcription coactivator activity. Lineage: Eukaryota; Metazoa; Chordata; Actinopteri; Perciformes; Percidae. The record is from RefSeq and is a predicted model, not a curated record.